Messenger RNA from Melospiza georgiana, 1537 nucleotides. RefSeq names its product dendrin (gene DDN). The transcript has 2 exons. NCBI's taxonomy places the organism in Eukaryota, Metazoa, Chordata, Aves, Passeriformes, Passerellidae. Bases 232 to 1431 code for a protein of 399 amino acids. The record is from RefSeq and is a predicted model, not a curated record.
CACACAAACACACACACGCGACACACCGACACCCCUGGGACGGCCGGUGGGGUCCCCGCCGUGCGCCGCUGCCGCCGGGGUCAGCGUGGCCCGAGGUGGCACCGGGCGGGACACGGGGGCACCGGGGGCACGCGUGCGGCAGGUGGGUGCGUGCGGGCGGGCUGCUGGCACCGCCGAGGCUCCGCCGAGCCCCCCCCCGCCACCGUGGGGACCCCCGUGUGGGCCGGGGCGAUGCUGGGGGGUCCGGAGCGGGGCGGUGCGGGGCGCCUGCGGAUCUGCGAGCGGACCAAGCUGGUGCUGGUGGAGAUCGACACGGUGGCGUGUUGCAGCCCGGGUGGUGGCGGCAUGGCCGCGGGCUGCUGGCCCGAGCCGCCCUGGACCUACCGCCGCAUCGCCGGGGAGUACGCGUACCUGGAGAAACGCUUUGUGGCCGAGCUGGCCCCCCCUUGGCCCCCAGCGCCCUCCAACCCCCCUUGUGGCCUGCAGGACUUCACAGCCCGGCCCCGGGUGCCCCCCACCCCCUGCCCCCCACCACGGCUUGAGGGGCCGGGGGGCAGCAGCGGACCCUGGGGGGGUCACGCCGUGCCCACCCCUCGGCCCCCCUCGGUGUCGGGGGACAAGCAGGGCCCCCCCACGUACGAGGUGCACAUGCAGCGGGUGCAGGCCGCCCACGGCCGCCGAGGGGGACCCCCCCCUUACAUCGCACCCCCCGCCUAUGACGGUCCCCACCGCACCCUCCAGCUGCGACCCCCGCGGGGACCCCGCAGCCCCCCGGCGGCUCCUCCUCGGGCCCGGGGCGCUGUGCCGGGCGCCUGGAGCCACACUCUGCCCCGGGCGGCCACCGAGGCCAAGCACCGGUGGCCCCGUGCGACGCUGCUGUCCCCAGCAGGGCCUGGCACCGGCCCCCGGCACUGCCAGACGCUGCCACGGGCGGCGGCCGGCCGGGAGCGGGCACCGGGGCGCGGCAGGGGGCAGCGGGGAACGGGAGGCCACGUCCUCAUCGAUGCCACCCGCGUGGUGGUCCGCGCCCAGUACGUGCCACCCCCGCAGCGCCAGCAGGUCCGCUAUGCCAGGGCAUCCCCUCCUCGCAGCCCUUCGGUGCCCGCCGGGGUCGGCGGCGCUUCGGCAGCGCCCUCGCCGCCCCGGGAGCCGCCCGGCAGCCCCCGCAGCCCGUGGCACAGCCCGGGGGGCUGCAGGGGUGCCCGGGGGCGGCCCCCGCCGCGGCGGCCGGUGCUGUACGCGCAGGCAUUGCGGGAAGCCGUGUCCCGCAUCCGCCGGCACACGGCGCCCGACUCGGACUCGGAUGCCGAGAGCAGCGUGGGGGGGUCCCGGCAGCGCCUCUGCCGAGACCCCCGAGCCUACAGCAGCAGCAGCAGCAGCCUGGAGAGCGCCGGAGCCCCCCCGGGCCCCGCCAGCCCCACCCCGGCCUGAGGGGCGGGGCUUGGCGGGGUGUGGCGUUUUGGGGGCGGGGCUUGGCGGGGCGUGGUCCUCAGGCGCUCAGGGCUGGAGUUCCCACGGGCUGACCCCAAUAAAAGCU